Messenger RNA from Diabrotica balteata, 3575 nucleotides. The record is from the annotation of a GenBank genome assembly. NCBI's taxonomy places the organism in Eukaryota, Metazoa, Arthropoda, Insecta, Coleoptera, Chrysomelidae.
AAUCAAAGUGACAUAUUAAAACAUGAAAUCAUAAACAAAUAACACAAAAAAUCAAAUAUUUCAAUAAAAUACCAUUAGAACAAAAAAUUUUAGUUACCAGUUGUGGCACAUGUAACAAGAAACACAUUUUCAAAUAAAUAUUUGUAUAUUAUACUAUGAGCCCAAAACGACAUAAACCUAGAUCCCUCGAUAGAGAUUCUUACAGAGAUCAAAUUGGUGUACAAAACAGCAGGUCUAGAUCAGAACCACAAAGAAACGGCACAAGCAGUUACCCUCCUACAGAAACAUACACCACAGCUGUGGAAACCAUCUACAAAUCGACGAAUUAUUACAAGAGGAAUAUGCGGUCUUCCAGAUUUUUAUUCCAAACUUCUAGGUCCCACAGCGGAAGAAACACUGUUAGUGGGAUUCAAAACCUUUCUUAAAAUGGGUUUAGCUUGCAAUUCGGAUAGUGAGCAAGGAGAUUAUACAAUAUCGACAUCUGUAAUAAGUGAAGGUUCUGGAAUAUUUACGGAGAACGAACAAGACUGUUUAGAAACAAAUGACGAAAAUGUUUCAAAACUGAAUAAUAUCUCCAUAGGAACUUCCAUUUCUGACAGAUACAAAAGGGAACUCGAUUACGAUGAUACAAAGCCAUCCAAAAAAUCUAAUGACGUUGAUAGCGAUCAAGAAAAAACUAUUAUUUCAGACCCAAAAAAAUAUAUAAAAGAAGAAUCAGACCCUACAAGUGUUGGACUUAAAGAAAUUCCACAGACAUUAGAAAAAAAUUCGGAUAUCAAAUCUGAUAGUAAAAAUGGAUCUCAACUUUCAAAAACUGUCGAUCAAACAAAUGAUAAAUUAGACAAGAAUAAAAAUAUAAUAAAUGGAGCCUUUUACGAUGAUGAUGAAUCUAAGAAACGUGUAGAAGAUUCGAAAAAACAACUGGAUUCCAAUAAAAUUGAAUCGAAAAUGGAAGAUAGUAAUGAGACAGAAAAUAAAAAAACUAGCGAGAAAAUCGCAUCGACUGACAGUGUACCUAGGAUAUCUUUAAAUUCUAAAGAACCAUCGCCAGAAGUUAGUAUAACUAUAUUAAUAGAAAAACCGGAAUCAAAAACAAAGAAAUCAUCAAUAAUUACCAAAGAAGAAAUAAAAGAUAUAAAGUUGGAGGAGAUAAAAGAAGAAGGUGACGAGAAUGUUCAGGAAGAUAAGGGUAUUAAACAAGAACGUGUCGAUGAAACAAGUGAUAGAAAAUCAAAAUCAUCUUCCAUAGACUCAUCUGUAUAUAAACGAACUGCGUCCAAAGAAAAAGAAGAAACUCAGUCAACGGAAUCAGCUACUUCUAAUUUGAGUCAAAACAAACCAAAAUCAGUUUCAGUAGAGCUUGAAACAAGUGAGAGAAAAUCAAAAUCAUCUUCCAUAGGAUCAUCUGAAUACAAACCAACUGUGCCCAAAGAGAAAGAAGAAACUCAGUCAAUACAAUCAGCUAUUUCUAAUUUGAGCCAUAAAAAAUCAAAAUCAGUUUCAAUAGAGCUAUAUGAAGUCCAACCAACAACGCCCGAAGAGCUAAGCAUAGCUCAGUCAAAGAAACAAGUUACUGAAGAAUCUGCCGCAUCAAUUACUCCUUCAGUUCAAGUAAAUAGUAAAGAGGACAGCAAAGCCGUGGCAAAAGAUAAGGUCAAACAAGAACUGAGUGAACGCGUGUCUAAACAACGCAAUGAAAUUCCCAGUAAAGUAUCAACGAAAUAUAUUUUGGAACCAUCACCAGGUAAAAUAAGUAGCCAAUCAAACAACAUUUCAAAGUUAGCUCUAAGUGAAGCACUAAAGAAGUUGUAUAGUUGCCAUUCAAAACAACAAGGUUAUCCAGAAUGUCGUCCACAGAAUGUAAAACAAUCUUUGAAAAUUCAACACAUACAAUCGAGAAAAUUUCCCCCAUCUCAAAGUUCACUAAAAGUUGAGGUUAGUAAAAAGUCGACAGUUUGUUCGCAAAAGUCAAUCAAAAGUCAAAAUGUUUCGAAGAUGUCAAAUGAGUUGACUCCCAAUAUUCCAGAAGAAGAUGAGGAACAGGACGAAAUAUCUGAAACCUAUGAUCGAUCGGACGAAUCCGACGAAUCAUUGGAAGAUGUACAGGGUAAAUCAUCAACACUAGCACAUAGACGAGCAGCGAUUUCAAAAGAACCACUCACAAAUUCGUCAAGGUCCGAAGCAGAAAGAUCUUUAGAAGGAAAUUUAGGUUCAAGAGAAAAAAAGAUGUAUUCAAGCACGCAAUCAACAAGUGAAAAUCCGGAAGCAUCAUUAACGGAUUCUAAGAAAAGUAGUGUUAGUUGGAGCAGUCAGCAAUCACAAAGUUUUGUUUCCGGCAAAAUAUCACCUAAAGGGGGGACGUCAUUUGAAUCUAAAAGAUCAGACAACUCAGAUAUUAAAGAACCAUCCAGGUAUUCCUCAAAGAGAUCACAUGAUGACAGGUCAAGUGUUGUAUCACAAGAAUCUAAAACUUCGGGUUAUUCAAACUCUAAAAGAGUAUUUAGUGACGGUCUUAAACUUAAAGUCUCACAAGAGACCAUAGAAGAGGUCUCAGAAAAAUCAGAAAGGUCUGACGACAAGUCUGAAUCUGAGAUAAUUUACAAAACUGAGGGAAGCUUUGAAACUGGGAAAAAAGAUCAAUCUAAAUCAUUUAUUUCGGUCAAGAUUUCCGAAGAAACGGAAUCGGAAGCAUCCGAAGAAACGGAUAAGUCAGACAAAUCUAUCCAAUAUGAAACGCCAGAAGAUCUCCAAAAAUCUGAGGCUCCUGGAUAUAAAGGAAAAAAAUCAAAAAAGAGUCCUAGUGGUGUUAGACAAUCCAAAAAGUUUAAAUCAGGGAAACGUGAAAUUUUGGUGGAAGUUACAGAAGAAUCUGAAGGGUCUAUUAUUUCGGUAAAAUCUGAUAAAAGUAAACGAUCUAAAGGUAAAUUAGAUAAAAAGCCAUCACCUGUGCUUCAACUUACAAAACCGGUCCGUGAUAAGAGCUCUUCGACAAGUUCCAUUCUAAAAACAUCCUCUAGCUCAGAUAAAUCAGAUACUUACACAUGUACCUGCAAUCUACAAACCGGCAUCAACGUGUGUCAAUGUGGAGACGCCAGAAUCCAGACUGACUGUAAUUGUUCUGGUCAGAUUAAAAGUACGGAACUGGAAAAAGUAAUUCCAAUACAGUGUCCAUAUAUAAAACCUUGUAUUAAAACCGCGGAACAAGCAGCAAAGGGAGUAUGUUCCCGUUGCAAAAAUUCCUUACCUGAAGAAAGCACUAUUGAAGAACAUAAGCAGAAGAAACUUUGUUUUGAUUGUUAUACUAGCACUUCAUCUAGCACAGCCUCGGAUUCAAAUUCUAAAUGGAGGAAAAACAUGAGUAGAGCUUAUACCAAGGGACAAGUGAGAUAUGCGAUCACGAAAAUUACUGAAUACGGACAAUUUACCACCUUCGAAAUAAUGAAAAGCACGAGAAAAGUUCCAAAGUUUAUGCCCACUGCCUUGGAAGGAGUCUUUGUACUCAAACGUAAAGUGUGAUCUUAAUAAGUGUAAAAAUUAUUACCAUAUUCAUGAUUUUAUUAAAUUUUUAAAUUCAA